AUGGCGAUUGCACAUGGAGGCUCGCAGCUGACCGAAGGUCUGGCUGGCUUCGGAGAUCUCAUGUCGUCGUUCUUCUUAUUUACCGUAAUUAUACUUCCGAGGCCUGUGAACCUGUCCACUGAUUCGAGUUAGCCUCCAUCAGCGUUGGUAUGUUGUUCAGUAUAUCCCAUAUUGUGCUGCGAAAUGUGCAUAACUACCGUCUUCUCCGCGCUGAUGUUAAGUCCGAAGUUAGAGCAAACAGGACUGACGAGAUCCACAGUCUGGUAAAUGUCCCCCUUCAUUGCUUUAUUUAGCGCGAAUAUGUUGUUAAUAAACAGGUCUUUGCCUGGACUCAAAGAAUAAAUAUAGGCGGACAUGUACGCAAGUAGAAGUAGAAAAAACAUAGUGACAACAAGAGUGCGGCUUGAUAAUUGCAAUUGGUGUCUAAGUUUUUACAGGUCGCAUUUUGGCGUAUGAAACCAAAGCGUUUUUCAUGUCGCCACAAUGUCAUCCGCAAAUGUUUCGUGGAGGUUAAUCUUGAACACCCUCAAGGACGCUUAAAGACGAUGACUUCUAAACAGCUAGCGGUAUCAAAAUCAGUUAAAUGUGUAGUUGUAUAUUGAAGGUAACAAAUCAACGGGACCUCCAUACUACUCUGGUCUACAGACCCCCAAGACGGCGGAAAGACGCGAGCAAUGCAUCACCGUGGCGUUAAAGAAAAUCAGCUGUAGCAAACAUGUAGUAUUUGAAGCAUUUUGCCCUCGGUAAUACUUGGAUCUUUUAGCUCUCCAGACAUCGAGUUAUAUUUGGAGCAUUGCACUCCGUCGGAAAACUCACUUGGACAAAAGCUACUUCGGAUGGUCGCUGACGAGUUCCAUACGCAGCGCAUUGCCGUGGACUUGCGAUUUCGAAAUGGAGAGUAGUCCAUCUGUUUGGAUCCUACCAUUUCUAGAGCCACAACUGUAUCCUUUGACUUCCAACACGCCUCUGGGCUGAAGUGAUCAGUGCGUUCUGGUCUACGAAUAAAGUCCUUUUUCAAUACCCGAGAUUCGAAUAGUAAAGAAGAGGAAUGCAUUGAUAGGUGAUUAUUUCGAAAAGGACUGCUGAGUGAGACAGACUGGAACUCUGCACAUCGUCUGUGUUUCCUUUAAGAACUUGAUUCAGCACCUGGUAGACAGCUUUCGCCUGCUUAAGAAAUCGUUUGUUUCCUGACCGAAAUGGGUGACACAGGAAAUGAAAAGUGUAUCUCAGGAAGAAAAAGUACUAUGGAGGAGAUAUGUCAAGUGUCAACAGUCAGAACAUUUAGCUGAAUCUAAGAAACAGCAAAAUAAGUGUCGAAAUCUCCUCGGGAAAGUAGGAGCGGCAUUUGCGUUAAGAAUAGUCAAGGGAACACUAAACGAAUCAGAAAACAGCUUUUCGCAUCCGUGAAUAAAAUGAAACGCAAUCGGGACCCUUUUGGUUGUCUGAAGGCUUAUCAGAGAGAUAAUUUGAUCUACAGCUCACGCAAGACGAGCUUCUUUUCCAUUUUUUUUUAUCUGCAUGUAUAUCGCGGAGCCGCCUUUUGAUGAGAGAAUACUAGGACAAAUUCCCCCCCUCCCACCUCACCCCCGGAAAUGCAAUUAACGUGGUGACUUUCACAAUGGACGCAGUAAGAAAAACUCAGACAGUUACAGCCCACCAAAUCGCCUGGUAUGAAUGACGUAUCCGCAAAAUUCCUGAACGAGCUCGCACAUCAGCCGGCCUACCCGUUCUCUAAGAUCAUUGAAAUUUCGAUGGAGCCGGAGCUCUCUACACUACUUGGAAGCUAGCCAAUGUAGGCCUCAUAUAUAAAGAUGGGAGAGAACCCUACCAAAUAGCUUCACACCAGUAGAGGAAAUAAUAAAAAGGAACUAAUGAGGCAUACUGAGGAUAACAAUUUAAUUAAUGCACACUAACAUGGAUUUAGUAGCUCUCAAUCCCGCAUCACUACUCCGCUCACAUCCAUAGAAAGCUGGACGAACUUUUUAGAAAUGCAGUUGUCAGUAGAUACAAUCUACAGCGUAUUCAUCAAACCUUUUGAGGGGGUUCCACUCAGACGGCUAAUAUCUAAACUGCGUCCAAUGGGUAUGAUUGACAACUGUCUCAAGUGGUUGACAGAAUUUCACGCAGGCAGACGUCAGCGUGCUUGUAUUUGUGACGCCAAAUUUGGGUGGGAAACCAUUCACAAUGUGGUUCCCCAGGAGAGCGUUCUCAGCCUGUUCCCCAUUUAUGUGUACAGCUGUCUAGAUCUCCUGACCCGUGAGAAGGCAAUGUUUGCUGUUGAACUGAAAGUAUAGAAUUCAAUAGGGAAGCCAGUGGAUGCGAUGAACUUGCAAAAUAACCCUGAUUGAUAUAACUGUGUUGCAAUGAAUGGCUUCGCUACCUCGAUUUCAGCAAAUUUUGAGUCAUUCGAAUACGUUUCAGUCGCAGAAAGGUUCCGAGUUAUGAAUUUCGGGCUACCAACUGGGGUUAGUAAACGAGUUAAGGGAUCUAGGUGUGUGGACGACGUACCCACCCAAGCCUUCGUCUCCCUGCGCGAAGACCGAAAAAAAGUCUCUAGAUAUCCUGAGACCUAUCAGGAGAUCAUUCCUUCACUUGGACGAAGAGCUUUUUCGUCGAGUGUUUGGAACAUUUAUCGGGCUAAUGUUAGAAUGUUGCAUGCAGGCGUGGCGUCCAUGGACGAAGCCAGACCACGCCCUUUUGAUGAAAGUUCGAUUGCAGUACCUCAUGAAAUGCUAACUGAAAUUCUUGAAUGUCCUCCAUUAGAAAGGAUAACUUGCGCGCGGAGGUAAUUUUGAUCAUCGUGAAUUCACGUCAGGCUGUUGUCAUUUGAGUGCGUCCCGGUACUCGGCAAAGUCUGACAUCAUCAUCUGGUCUGCGUAGACGAGCAUCUACUUCAUGAUCUUACAAAAUGUGAAUGGGUUUUUUAAAAGUCAGUUCCGUCUCCUUUUAUCUCGUAUACGGUAGUCUUCUGAUCGCACUCAUAUCUAUUUGUAUUUAUUUGUUCAUGAAUAGUGUAGUGGCUUGGGCCUUGUUUCUUAUGGCUUACUUGCCACCAAGCUCCAUCGUCCCUUCUUCUAAGAAUUCUUAUGAUUGUAGGCGUCUAAUAACCGUUGGAUCUUUGUAUGAGGGCACUGAAAUAUAGUGGACUUCAGAAUUUUAAGUGUAUUUGUGCCUUGACUUUUUCUUUUGGCUUUCCCCAGGACGGUUUGAUUGACCCGAGAAACCGGCGUCUUAUUUGGGCUUUGGCACUGGGAGGGCACUUUCGACUUGGAGAGGUAUUCUUACGUUUCUCUCAUCACUUCGAGUAUUUAUGACCCCUAUAACUAUCCAAAACCCUUAUCAUUUUUCAGAAAAGUUCGAAAAAUGCGGGUUGUCAUUUCCAGAUGAAAUUUAAUCUUGUGCUUCCUUUUUUCUCGUAUAUAUACGAGAAAAAAGGAGGCCGGAGGAAAGGAUUUCUUCUUUUACUUGGUGUUUUAAUUUUCCGACAGUUCUUAACUUACUACUAGUUGGUUGUGGACAGUCACUUCUGCGCACUUCGUCCUGAUAGCCUAAUACGCUUUCUUCUCGCCCCGGUUGGCCCCGGGGGUUCGUGUUACGAUUGACUAGAUUUUUUUCAAUAAUCUUAGUGGACACUGUCCACACGAGGACAGUAAGUUGAUGCGCAUACUCAGACGAGUUGGGGCCGUUGUAGCCCGGGGCGAUUUAAUUUGCUAGACAGGCGCCUAAAUUCUGGUCAAAGUGCGUGCGUGCUUACGCGCAAAGGGACCCUCAGGCUUGACGUGCAAAAUGCGCUCGGGUGAGCAGAAAAGCUCCUUUCCUCGUACAGAUUGAGCACUGCCAGCCAAUCUAGUUACUAGCCCCGCGCUAGCCCGCAAGUCAAUCGGGCUAGCAAAUUUUUGGUCCUGGGAGGCACGCGAUAGUUGUGUAUUUAAGCUGUCGACGAUUCACUGACUGCAUACUCAUGCAAUUCGACGCUAUUUGACGGCUGUAGAUAGGGACAAGCAGCUAACUCCGGCCACUGUCCAACCAGGCACUUUUCUGCCUGUAAUUGUAACCGUCCAACUUCUGUCUAACCUCUUCCGUAUGCGAAUUAUAUGUAGCCAGUGGUAUUUUCUUGAUUCUUACACCAAUAGACAUGUCUGCACUUCGUAAACCCCCAAUGUUGGCAGACAAAUUUGUUACCGGCAGUAUCUUAUGGCUAAUCUCCAAAGAAGAGCAUAGUCGCACGACAAAUGCUACAUAUACCCGGACGUUCCAUAAGCUUCCUCUUAAAAUGUCCUCGCUUACACAUCUUAUAUCCGCAAGCCAGCCGUCUUCCUAAAACGACGUAAUACCAGCCUGCUCAUUUAGUGACUGCAAGUACGACAGAUGCCGUGAUCUUCAGCUUGGACGACAGGAAGUGUUUUCAAACACAUUGUCGUGCUGGAGUCAUGGUCUGCGUCGCUGAUCUUUUACCUAGGAUCCCGAAUGAAUUUUUAGGUUAACCCAACACAAGUCUGGUUACCGCACAGGCUUCCGGAUGCGCUGAUGACUGCGCUGUUUGUCAGUCUACAAUCCCGGAGUAAAAUCAGUUUAGGGAAGAAAGCACACGCCCAGUUGUCCAUCAUGAACCGCUCGGGGCGACUGUUUAGUUUUGUGGUUCAGAAGAUUGGUGUAAGGUAGGGUAGCCUAUCUCAUGCAGGCCAUUCAUUUAGUUAUGUGUAUGAACUGUAAACUGCGUCUUCGUGGGGUGACCUCGUUUUCCCAUGAUGUUUGUCGCACCAUGUUCUAUGCGUCCCGCACGAGAAGCUUGUGCACCUCACUGUAGAGUGCGUCUGGGCAGUUCUUAUUGGCAAUGUCCAGCUUAAACUCCGCUCUUACAUGUAUAACUCAGUUUUUAGAACUACAAAAAGGGCUUACGGGGAUGUUUGCUCGGUUGAAGUAUCUUCAUAGUGACAAAGACUGUGGAACCUCUGGACAACCUCGAAAUCUCACAGAAACUCUUCUAUCAGCGCCGAUUCGAGCAUUGUUUUUAUCUUUACUCCUGUUCCUUGCCUGAGACCUACUGAACAUAUUUGAAAUUUAAUUCUUCCCAAAUCAAAACCCGUAAUCACGAUGGGUGCCCUCCGUCAGUCAGAUAUGUUUUUAUGACGAAAGCCCUAAUUAAUUGCAAAACGUAUCGCAUAGUGCACCGUAGCUUGGCGCUGACAAGGCAAUGAAGUCAGUAUGUAUAGGGUCGGUCAUUUGAGUCCAUCUACGUGCUUAACACCGUCAAGAUCUCACACAGAUUUUUUUAAGUUUUCAACCUGUGACAUUUAUUAAGAUGGACUAGACGAUCUAUGCUUAUUUAAUGGUUGUUAGAGUUCAUUUGCUUGCCAAAAUUCUGAAUACUGCUGGGGCCACAGCAGGCCUUUUUCACAACAAUACGUUUUUGCCAACACACAAUCUAACAUUUAGCACUACAGAAACUCGGAAUGACCGACAGCGAACGCUGAGGUGAGGGCGGCAGAGCUGUGGUCUAGCAUGUUCUAGUAGGGCUGACGAAAUUGUAGGAUGUACCAUCGUGUAAUCGCUUUGCUAUUACAUACACGUCCAGCUAGGAACUCAGCGUCGUCACGUUUUUGUAGGUUGUUAGUAUUUAGACCGCCGGGAAGUACCAGCUUAUGUUGUGCUAGUCUCGUACCUCUUCUUACUGCCUUAAACAUAGGCACAAGAAUAGUCGAGCAUCAGUAAUCAGAUCUGGUCUCAUGUUCAUAUUUUUUUCAAUCAUCUCAUUGAAUAAACACACCAAUGUCAACAUGUGGAACUCAGCGACGAUGCCGUUCCCUCCGGGCGCCGCGUUGACGCCCAAUCUCUACAACGUCUAUACUUUUUUCCUAUGAUAGAGCGCCACACGAUACUUUUAAUAAGUUGGUGGACUUUUCCAAUUAUUGUUGCUUGAGGCCUGUCCUAUGGAAGUCACUACUUCGGCCCAAUGAUUCAUUUUAUCUUUCCUGACUGACUCCUAUUUUCGAAGGAAUUUGUGGAAGACAUCGCCAUUGUUGGGGCAGAUAACUGUAGGGUUCCUGGUCAGUUUCUAUCGUUACGGCGUCACUAGGUUAAUUUUAGAAUACCUGUCAGCCGUCUCACGGACUGAUGAUUCCAAUGACGAGUAGCUAUUUUCUUAUCAUUCUAUUAGACCCACAAAUUAGACAGUGUUUCCCCUUGCCUCGGAUCAUAUUACGCUCGAGGUAUUUUGGCCCGGGAUGAGAUGUGCGCCCUUAGAUGAAGACGUUUCCUGUUUCGGCCUUACGUACUGUCACAAUUGUUUACGAUAGGAAACCGACAGUUCGACCGUCGUGCCCGACGAUGUCCAUCGUGUGCUCCAGAGCAAGGCGGAGCAGGUACGGUAAUUGGCGCAUGAAAUAGUUUGUAGUGAGUGUAAACUUUCGCAAAAUCUGCCUCAUUCUCCUCCCCACCUGAACCAGGUGUCAAGACGAAGUCAAGAAGACCAGUGGCGAGGGAAGACGCAGAUGGCCGGCACGACCGGACUCGCACCUAGGCAUACCACCACACCCUCUGGUCCAAAACAAACACUAGACCAGGAUUUUAACCAACAGCAGCACCACAACGGGUCACAAAGACGAGGAUGACUGGACAGCUGUGCUCAUGACCUUUAUACCCAGCGGUAUCGCAAGCCCAUCUACCGGCAGGGAACCAAGUGUAGGAGAAAUUACAGCGCGUACCAGGCUGCGAGGACCAUGGUUUACUGAUCCUGGUCUAGCAGAUGCUUACAGAUCUUUAGAUAGAAAAUCAAGGGUAUUUUGAAUGACAGCUUUAUUCCAGCUUUCAGAAUCAUAGGAACCUGACCUUUCUUCAGAUAUUCGUGUACAUGACUUCUCCAGACGGGAAUCUUCAGCAUAUACGCCAUGCUGAGACAGCUGCGACUACGUGGAAGCAGCCACCUCGGGCGGAUGGAUGACGAGCGGCUACCCAAACGACCACACCUUUACCUUACACAUCGGUCCGUUCGGUCACUUGCGAAUCCAUCGCACGGAUAUUGGCGAACCAGUACCUGGAGCACCAACCUACACUCGUCGCAUUCGCCUCCACUGUCCACACUGCCCCCGCUCAUUCACUCACCGCAUGGGUCUAUUUUGUCACAUGCGUAUACACGAGAGCGGAAUUGACCGCAGUCUCGACACCCCUAACACCUGCGCAUUCACCAGGCCUAGCUCAUCCCACAUCCAGUCGCCCAGCGCGUCCAUCGUCAGCAGUUCCACCACUGCCACCAUCUGCGAGACCGACACUAACACCACCGCCUUUUCUUGUCCACACUGUCCCCAUACAUUCACCUCCCGCAUCGGCCUAGUCGGUCACUUGCGAAUACAUCGUGCAGAGACCAGCGAACCAGUGCCUUAAGUUCCAACAUACAUCAGACGCACCCGUCUAAGCAGCCCUCACUGCACCACAUGGGCCUAUUAGGCCACAUGUGCAUUCACGAAAACCUGGGGUAGACAACCGCCGGCUAAACCGCAGCAUCACACCUUUCCCCACCUACAUGACGCUACAUCAUCAUCCACCACCAGCAUCCGACUGCCACCAUCCACGCAAGUGGGAAGUGUGCGUCUCGGCCCCGUCUUCAUGCUGAUUCUUUGUCGCAUAUGUAAUUUGAGCCUGAGGCUAUCACGGCACGCCAAGCGCUGUGGCUUGGAAGGCCGCUGGCUGACGCUCCAACGCAGUCUGCUUAGUUGUAUGUGUGUAUGCGUGGAGUGGCGGACUGGUGGAUUGAGAACCAGACUGAAGCGGCUCCCUCUUAACGUGACCAACGGCACUUUCACGCAUGUGAGAUGUACGCCUCUCAACCCCUGUUGUGUGAAAUCCUGGUGCUUUUGUUUAGGGAGCCAGGUCGUGCAUGUGACGCGCGCAGACAAGGCUAUUAUAUAUGUCAACCACCGCGCCCAUUCCCCGCGCCUGUCAACUGACCUACUCGGACAGUGACUGGGGCCUGGGAAUGGGAAGGGAGAUUAAGGUCGACGGCUCAGCGUAUUUCCUUUACUAUAAACAAUCUGACGCGCUUGAAGUUAUCACGGUGCGUUAAAAGCUGUUGCUUGGAAGGUUGUCAACUGACGGAAUAACUUGGACCUCCUUGACUGGAGUUCUGAGAGUCAGGCUGCAAUGGCUCCUUCUUAAUGUGGCCUUUAUGGCACUCCCAAUGUGUGGGAUCCGAGCCAGGCGUUGGCGGCACACCUAGGUGCGGCUGGGGCCUGGAGGAAGAGGAAUAGAGGGUGAGAUCGACGACUCAGUGCAUUUUCAUCACUGUAAACAAUCUCAUACACUUGAAAUUAUCACGGUGCACUAAAAGCCGUGGCUUGGAAGGUUGCCAACUGACGGGAUAACUUGGACCUCGCAGUCGGCCCGGUGUUGUGUGUUUGUAGGGAGCGGCCGGCUGGUGGUCUAAGAGCCGGACUUCGGUGGCUCCUUAAUGUGGUCAUCAUGGCGCUUCCACUCUGUAGGAUCCGAGCCAUGUGUGACGGCACGCUUAGGUGCGGCCUCGGCCGUGCCAGCCAUCCUUUUGUCGUUGGUUAAAAUCUUGGGCAUUUGCUGUGUGGAUCAGGGGAUAUGGAGUGGAACGCCAAGGUGCGGGCUCGACCGUGCCAUCCACCUGCGCCCUCCCCUACCUCCGGUCAUCCUGACUAUGUCUUGACACCGGCCCAGGGGAGAAGAGAGUGCGGGAGAUGCUGUGAAGGUCUACACUCACUAUUAACUAAAUCAACCACAAGUCAUCGUCCCUGCUCUCACCUUGAUAUGGAGCACACGGUGGACACUGUCGGCGACAACAUUUGAAUUUUCGCAUGACUUCUCGCGUCUGAGUAGUUUCUUUGCGUUCCUUGUUUAGAAUUCAACUCAGAUACUCCCCACCCCCAUGCUUCUCACUGUUUUCUUCUUCAUCCUCUCCUUUUCCCUCCUAAAUCUCUCCUAAAACUAUUUUUCGCUUUUGAAGGACCGACAAUGGAGGCAAUUUACAAACAGUUAAGUCAGGAGGUUGAAAAACUGCAAGAAGUUCAGGGCAACAUUCAGAAACGAAUCCAAGCCUACCAACAGCUGGCUGGUCAACUGUCUGAGAAUGAGAACGUCGAACUCGAUCUGGCAGAACUCAAUGAAGAAAAUAAGGUGUAUAAGUUGAUAGGACCGGUUCUAAUCGAACAGAGUCUCGAGGAGGCCAAAGAUACAGUGAAAAAAAGGAUCAAAUACAUUAAGAAUGAAAUGUAGGUUUGGAGAUUGCGUAAACUCACCGCCAAUGGAUUCUAGGAACAGGAAUGAUGAACUCAUAAAGUCCCUGGAGAAACAGAGGGAUGGCCACCGAGAGCAAAUUAACAAGCUGCAGCAACGCUUCCAACAAGAACAGACCAAAGCCGCUCUGAAGGCAUAA
This is a messenger RNA of Spirometra erinaceieuropaei, 9391 nucleotides long. The record is from the annotation of a GenBank genome assembly. NCBI's taxonomy places the organism in Eukaryota, Metazoa, Platyhelminthes, Cestoda, Diphyllobothriidea, Diphyllobothriidae.